This is a messenger RNA of Mercurialis annua (annual mercury), 858 nucleotides long. RefSeq names its product acid phosphatase 1-like. The transcript has 3 exons. The record is from RefSeq and is a predicted model, not a curated record. The coding region runs from base 1 to 774 and encodes 257 amino acids. Lineage: Eukaryota; Viridiplantae; Streptophyta; Magnoliopsida; Malpighiales; Euphorbiaceae.
AUGUUUUUAGUACUUCUGCUGCUUCUUGUUGCAGCAACUCUAUCAGCAAUUCUAUGUUUUAUGAAAAUAGGUAUUGCAAUUUCAUACCAAGGUCUUUUUGCCGAUCAAAUCGACAAUGUUAGUCGAGAAACCGAGCGAAUUGCACUAGUGAAUUGCCUGAGUUGGCGAGUUGCAAAUGAAGCUAACAAUAUAAUUGGAUGGUGGAAAGUUCCGAAAGGAUGCGAAGGGUACGUAAAAGAGUAUCUGUUAGGCUACGGGUAUCGCUCUGAUUCAAAAGUUGUGAUCGACGAAGCUAUCAACUAUGUCGAAACCCUCGGUUUGCCUGAAGAUGGCAGAAGUAUUUGGAUCUUUGACAUCGAUGAAACCGUUCUUUCGAAUGUUCAUUAUUUUAUCGAGCAUGAAUUAUCCGGGAUCGAUCCGUCUUUUUCGACACCUGAGGCUGAGGUACUGCGAGAGUCCUGGAAACUGUACAAUAAAUUAUUAUUUACUGGAAUUAAGAUUGUUUUUUUGACGGGAAGAAAAGAGAACAAACGGGAGUCAACUGUAAGUAAUCUAAAGAAAGCUGGAUAUCACACUUGGAAUAUGCUCAUUCUAAAAAGUGAUGGUAUGGCAAACAAGACAGCGCGAGAAUACAAGUCGAGUAUAAGGGCCGAUCUUGAGAAGAAAGGAUACCGAAUUGUAGGUAAUAUUGGCGAUCAAUGGAGCGAUCUGUUGGGUGGUAGUGCCGGCAGAAGAUCGUUCAAGCUACCUAAUCCAAUGUAUUACAUUCCAUAAAAUUUUUUGAGUGAAGAUUACCAAAAUCAUCUCAAAAGGGAUUGAGAAAUUUUUACAUUAAUUUUGAUCAUCACGCCAUUAAUA